Molecule: messenger RNA, 2880 nt
Organism: Scheffersomyces stipitis CBS 6054
Lineage: Eukaryota; Fungi; Ascomycota; Pichiomycetes; Serinales; Debaryomycetaceae
Exons: 2
Coding region: 1-2880 (959 amino acids)
Source: RefSeq, a predicted model, not a curated record
AUGCCUGGCUUAUAUUCAUUCUUAUCCAGCAAUAAUCAAUUUGCCGUUUACUCCAAGAUGACAGUUUAUCUUGCAAAGGCUAACUGGAAAUGGAAAGUUUCAUUUACGAAAGCUUUCCAAAGACAUUCUAAUGAACCCCAGACUCUAUUGCCUUCCGAAAAAUAUCAAUCAUCGACUUUGGAAAACGGUCAAAAAGAUCAAAUCCGUCAACCCAAAUUGAGGCUAUCGAAGAAGGAAAAGAAUUUGAGAAGGUUAGAAAGAAAAAGAAAACCUGCUCCCAAAACCUCCAACAUCGUCCAAAAGCUUGUUUCUGGGAUCAAAUGCAUAUUCCACAAGUUCUCUUUCAAGAGGCAAUCUUUGAUUGACUCAACUGAAAAAGAGAAAUCCACUGAAUUUCCUGAUCAACUAAAUACAAGUUCAUCAAAUACUUCUCCUGCUAGUAUAACUUCUGCUUGUGUUACUUCGAGUACAGUAACCGAAGCAGAUUUUACUGAAAAUCUAAAUAUUUUCCCUGUUGUUAAUUGCGUACACACUGUGAAUUCCGAUCAUUCUGAUAUAUCUGUAGAUUCUGAUAGAACCGAAUGCUCAUAUAAAACUGAAACUUCUGAUAGAUCAGAACAGGGAUCACGAAAAGCAACAAUCAGACGAAUCGACAUUGGGAUUGCCGUUAAUGAUAGUGAUGUUUUCGAAGGUAUUUGGGAAGCUAUUGUUGAAGCAGAAGCAAAUAAACAGCCUCUUUCGACUGUACCAGGCAUUAAGCAAGUAAUCAACUAUGGACAAUAUACUUUUGUUUCAUUUCUGAAUAAUGAAACUAUUACCUACGAAAGAUUGCCUGGAUCGGCUGCUGAAUCUGAACUUGCUCGCAGACAAAUUGAAUCUGACAGGUCUGACUAUAUGAGUUCAGAAACAAAUUCUGGAGUGAAGCUUCACUUUUGGACUCCUGUUGCCAUUCCCUCGGUAUCCACAACUGCUUCAAUCGAUUUCACUGAAAGUACCACAUUUGACGACAAUAAUUUCAAUUUGGAUGAGGUCAGCACCAGACCUACUUCCGUGUCAGACACAUAUAUGGAUCCAAAACCAGAUUGUAGUGAUGACCCCUUCAGAGACUUUACAUGUAACAUCAUCCUGUUGUUUAAACAAAAUGCUAAACUGAAUCAAAUCAGGGAAGUUCACUUCAAUAAAGAAAUCAAAAAGCAAUAUAUUCGGCAUUCAAAAAUUGAUAAAGCUACUGGAAUAGAAUUUCGAUUUACCAAGAUCGGAACCUAUGAAGUACGCUUUCCUUGUGGUGUCAGGAGGCGUCAUUCAAUUCUAAAAGAUUUGCGACCAGGCAAAUCAUGUUUCAGCAAAAUCAAGAGGGCCUAUCCAGAAGGAAAAUACGAGGUGAGUUUAGAGAAUCAAUUGGGUAGUGUAUUGGCACGCAUAAGAGCUAUGAGAGUCGAAGCUUUAGAAAAUGAAAGUGAAGAAGUUAAAGAGUUGAGAUAUCGGCAGUCGUUAAGAAGGGAGGAAGAAACACAUAAAAAGUUGAAGGAGAGAUACAGCGAAGUACAAAGGAAGUUCUGUAAUGUUGAUUCUCGGUCUGAUGAAUCCACCAAUAAAACUGAACUUGAACUCGAGAUUAAACUUAAACUUGACAAACCCGAACAGCAUGAACAGCGUGAUGAGGUACAACCUGUAAGAAUUGAGCAGCCUAGUAAUUCUGUUGAAGAUGAAAAAUUUCAAGAAUCUGAACCUUGUGAAGAAUCUCUGUCCAAUACGGACAGGAAGUAUCGGUUUACCGAUCUGAAUGAUUAUAUAGACCAUUUUGAGACUAACGAGGAAUCUGAGAACUCAAGCUACUCUAGACAAGAAAACAAACCUAUACAAUUUGCAUUUGACAAAGAAAAGGAUAUAGUUCCAUUGGAUCAGCUCUGCCAUUUUACUGGUAAUGCUUCUUCCCCAGAUUCGCCAAAUUCUAGUAGGUGGAAAGAUGCCGUCAAGCAGUUUAAACCUAGGGUCAAAGCUCAUUUAAAUGAUUUGGAACAUGACCUGAGAGAUUCAAUUCAUAUAAGAAAUGGAUCUCAAAGGAGGAAUCGUGUCCGCUUUGUACAACUUUAUACUGGAGAAUCGGAGAAAAGGGUACUCAAUGACUUGGUUGAACAACCAGUGAUUCGGGAUGAGUCUACUGGAGUAGAGAUUGGAUUCUCAUGGAGAGGUACAUUUGAAGAGCGUGCUCCAUAUGGUUACAAACGUCAUGAUCCAGUUCCAUUAAAUAUGAAACCUCUUAAGUCGUGUCUCAGUAAGUAUCCGAAGAAGAAAGGAAUUGACAUUGAUUAUUAUGAAGAAUAUCUCAAGAAAAAGCUAACUGAACUUGAUGAUGAAGAGGAGUGCCAGAAGAAGGAGAAGACUGAUAAUGAAGAAAGUCUGAAGAAGAAAAAUACUGAGGUAGAUGAAUAUAAGGAAUGGAUGGAGAUUAAAGAAGAUAGAGAUCGAAAGGUAAUUCAAGAAAGGUUGCACAGGUAUGAGGGUUACUAUCGUCGGGAGGCCGAAUCUAGAGUCCGUCUGAUAUUUGCCAUACAAGAUCAUGAACAGUUAAGAAAAAAGAUACACAGAAAAGCAAUGGAGGAGUAUGAGAAGAGAAAAGAAGAAGAGGUGAUCCGACAGGAUAUUCGCCGGGAAAUUGAUGAAUGGAGAAUAGAACAGGAGUUAAAGCGCAAACAAGUAGAAAAAUGGCAAGCUAUUGAGAAGAAAUGGUUAGAAAUUCAACGGAGACACCAUAUUGAAGAAGAGUUGAGUCCAAAAAACCCAGUAUUCUUGUGGAAUUUAAAGAAAGAGGCCCGUCUUAGAAUUAGAAAGAAACAGGUCGAAGAAAAUUCUCAGAAUGAAGAAGCUAGCCUUACAUGA